GCAGUGCCGUUCUGACAAGCGGGUGGGUCGCACGUGUAUGCGACAGUGAAGUUACGACACGUGAUAAAUGGAUAUAUCGUAAACAUUUUAUUCAAGAUAUCAAUACAAAUAAUCCAGCAAAAUGGGUCACGAUGAGAAGAAGGGCACCAUAGUUUUGGAAAACUUCAAUUCCACUGCCAACCUUGCUUCAAACCCUGGGUUCCAGUCCACAUUGAGCCUGGGGUCAAAGGAGGUCAUCAAUGAAAAGUCGUACAACCCCUUCGAGCAUAGACGGGUUGAACAUCCAAAUUCAACAAUUGGUUCCUUAGUGCACCUGCUGAAAUCCUCACUGGGGUCUGGUAUCCUGGCGAUGCCCGCAGCCUUCAGGAAUGCUGGUCUGGCGGCCGGAGCAAUCGGCACAAUUGUCAUUGGGUUUAUUUGCACACACUGUGUUUAUGUGCUGGUCAAAAUAUCACAUGAAGUUUGUGUGGAAGCGAAAAAGCCAUCAAUGGGAUUUGCUGAGACUUGCGGAGCGGCUUUUGAAUUUGGACCGAAAAGACUAAGACCGUGGGCAAAUUUCGCAAGGACAUUCAUCGACUGGGCACUCACAUGUACUUACUUAGCAGCUCUUUGCGUCUACAUAGUUUUCAUAGCUGAGAAUUUUAAAGAGGUACUGGAUGAGUAUAUCCCCGAAUACAAGCUCUCUGUAGAAGCCUACUGUGCUUUGACUCUCGUGCCUUUAGUACUCAUAUGUCAAAUACGAAACCUCAAGUGGCUGGUGCCCUUUUCGGCGAUCGCUAACGUGUUCCUCGUAGUAUGUUUCGCGAUCACCAUGUACUAUAUCUUCACUGAUCUGCCCAGCCCCACUGAACGAGAAAUGGUCGCCAGUGUCACACAAUGGCCACUCUUUAUAAGUACGGUUAUCUUCGCCAUGGAGGGGAUAGGCGUGGUGAUGCCCGUAGAAAAUGAAAUGGCUAAACCACAGCAGUUCUUGGGUUGUCCUGGAGUACUGAACGUAGCUAUGACAAUCGUGAUAUCUUUAUACGGCAUUGUGGGUUUCUUUGGCUACAUGAAGUUUGGAGAUGACGUUCGUGGCAGUGUCACGUUGAAUUUACCACAGGAUGAGAUACUCGCCCAAAGCGCAAAGAUCCUUAUGGCACUGGCGAUUCUCUUCACAUACAGCCUUCAAUUCUACGUACCUAUGGAAAUGAUAUGGAGGCAAUUGCAAGACAAGAUAUCGGUCAAAUAUCACAACUUCACUCAGAUUAGUAUACGUACUGGGUGUGUUAUAGGAUCUGUUGCGUUAGCUGCAGCAUUUCCUGACCUGGAGCUCUUCAUCAACCUAUGCGGCGCCAUCUUCCUUUCAAGCCUCGGUCUCCUCACUCCCGCCAUCGUCGACACAGUUCACAAUUGGGACAGAGGCUUGGGACCGUUCAAGUGGAUUCUAUUUAAGAACAUCUUCAUAGCUAUGAUUUCCCUCGUCGCUCUCUUCGCUGGAUCCUAUUCUUCUAUAAACGGAAUGAUAAGGAAAUUUAACACACCUGUAUUGGAAAUGAAUGCUACUAGUAUUUUAAAUGAUACAAUGACACUAUGAUAGUUUUAGAGGAAUAAACUUAGGAUAUAGUAUUGAAAAACUUUGUAAAUAGAUUUGACGUUGGUACUGCACAAAGCGGGAUAUUAAAUUAAAUAGGUAAUGUUAUUUUUGGACGGUUGCAGUUCCACAAACGUGGACGAAUCGUGUUCAUCGUUAUGUCAUAAUUAUUUAAGGAAUUAUUGAUGCUAAAAUUUUUAAGUUUAAUUAAAAUAUUGUGUAAUGUAUGACAUAAAUACAUGCGGCUGUAAGUCUAUAAUAACGUUUAAUAAGUACAAAUAAUGAGCUGUUCCAUAACUAAUAUAAUUAGGUACUUUUAUAAAUAAUCGUAUUAACAAUAGUGUACUGUAUUAUUUUAUAAGUCUAGACGACUCUAAAAUCGCUAGUAAAUGCGAAUUGGCACUCCAUUUAGCAAUGGGCGUGAACGAAUAUGGUUUGACAGCUUUCUUUUAAAAUGUUUUCAGAAUCUACGAGAAUGCCGGAGUCGAAAUAGAAAUAUAUCAGAUUUAUUUUAAUGUUUCCACAAACGUGUUGUUAUUUGUAAAUAAUAACGUGACAUUAUCAAUUUUGAGACUACUCUUAAAUGAAUUAAAUUUGAUGAAUUAAAUGAUCUGUAUCACAAUAAAUCAAUUUAAUUAAUAUUCUAGAUUAUGUUUGUUAUAAUUUUUCAGAGAAAAAUAAUAGCACAGAUUAAAAAUAUUCUCAUAUAUUUACGUUUAACAGAUUGUAAAGUUGUGAGGUUCUGUUCUUAAAUAAAUAUAUAGAGUAAAUAAUACAAAAAUGAACUAAACAAUCAUUUCAAAACGGCGUACUAGUAAUAAAAUUCAACUUUUGAUUAUGCACAAGGCAAAUAUUUUUUGGGUCCUUUUGGAAAAUUCUUGUAUCUGAAGUUCUAAAAAUCUGCUAAUGUAAACUGUUUAUUAUGAGUUUGUAUUAUGAAAUUUUUCGAUAAAUAUUUGUUCAGGAAUUUUCAGGAUUGUUUGGCAAUUUUCUAUUAAUUGUACAACAAAGUCAAUAUAAAAUUGAUCGAUAAGGCAAAAACGAGUUAAUCUUCUGCGGAAAUUGAAAAAGGGCAGUGGUGACUCAUUGGUUAGGACCUCGGUCUGCAAUCGAUAACUCGGGGUGUUCGAGACCAGACGAGCGUGC
Molecule: messenger RNA, 2716 nt
Organism: Zerene cesonia (dogface butterfly)
Lineage: Eukaryota; Metazoa; Arthropoda; Insecta; Lepidoptera; Pieridae
Product: proton-coupled amino acid transporter-like protein CG1139
Exons: 10
Coding region: 122-1573 (483 amino acids)
Biological process (GO): amino acid transmembrane transport
Cellular component (GO): vacuolar membrane
Molecular function (GO): amino acid transmembrane transporter activity
Source: RefSeq, a predicted model, not a curated record